Messenger RNA from Equus caballus (horse), 771 nucleotides. RefSeq names its product interleukin 12A (gene IL12A). Gene Ontology annotation, molecular function: interleukin-12 receptor binding; growth factor activity. The record is from RefSeq and is marked validated. Gene Ontology annotation, cellular component: extracellular region. Gene Ontology annotation, biological process: immune response. Lineage: Eukaryota; Metazoa; Chordata; Mammalia; Perissodactyla; Equidae.
AUGUCACCCCCCGGGCCGGGCUCGCCACCACCGCCCUCACCUGCGGCGUCCACCCGUCGGCGUCCCGCGGCCAGUCCAGAGUCGGCGCAGCGCCCGCUCGCCAUGUGCGCCCCGCGCGGCCUCCUCCUUGUGGCCAUCCUGGUCCUCCUAAACCACCUGGACCACCUCAGUUUGGCCAGGAACCUCCCCACAGCCACACCAGGCCCAGGAAUGUUCCAGUGCCUCAACCACUCCCAAAACCUGCUGAGGACCGUCAGCAACACGCUUCAGAAGGCCAGGCAAACCCUAGAAUUCUACUCCUGCACUUCUGAAGAGAUCGAUCAUGAGGAUAUCACAAAAGACAAGAGCAGCACCGUGGCGGCCUGCCUCCCCCUGGAACUCGCCCCGAACGAGAGUUGCCUGGCUUCCAGAGAGAUCUCUUUCAUAACUAAUGGGAGUUGCCUGACCCCCGGAAAGGCCUCUUCUAUGAUGACGCUGUGCCUUAGCAGCAUCUAUGAGGACUUGAAGAUGUACCAGGUGGAGUUCAAGGCCAUGAAUGCCAAGCUGUUGAUAGAUCCUCAGAGGCAGAUCUUUCUGGAUGAGAACAUGCUGACAGCCAUUGACAAGCUGAUGCAGGCCCUGAACUUCAACAGUGAGACUGUGCCACAAAAGCCCUCCCUUGAAGGACUGGAUUUUUAUAAAACUAAAGUCAAGCUCUGCAUCCUUCUUCAUGCCUUCAGAAUCCGCGCAGUGACCAUCAACAGGAUGAUGGGCUAUCUGAAUUCUUCCUAA